AUGAGAUUCAUUUGGUUGCUGUUGUUAAUUUUGCAAGCGGUUUAUGCCGGAGACAAAAAUGAGAUUUCAACAAAGCAAUAUUUGGACUUAAACAAUCCGGAAGAUAGUGCUUUGAUAUGGGAGAGUCUUUUCAUAAAAUUAAAUAGGGUCGUGGAGGCAACACAGACAUUUGAACAAAAUUUUGAAAGCAUCAACAAAAGGUUGGAUGAAUUGUCUAAGAGGCUAAAUGAACAGAAGAGGGAUCUUCCAACCAAGCCAUUGGAUAUUGGGAAUAUAAAUGGAGCCCCAAAAAACCAAUGGACAACGAUUCUGCGACGUCAGGAUGGUUCGGUAGAUUUCAAUCGUAAUUGGAACGAUUAUAAAAAUGGUUUCGGCAAUCCGGAUGCCGAUUUCUUUAUUGGCCUUGAAAUGCUGCAUCGUCUAACAAGUAACGGCAGACCCCAAGAGCUACUGGUCGUUUUGGUGGAUUAUGAAAAUGUAACACGUUUUGCCCGAUAUGACAGGUUUCGUAUUGGUUCGGAGGCUGAAAAAUAUGCCAUUACUGAUUUGGGUAGUUAUAGUGGUGAUGCUGGUGACGGUAUGGGCUGGCAUAGAGGCAAAAAGUUUACUACCUUCGAUCAGGAUAAUAAUGCUGGUAAAAUCAGGGAUUGUCCACAAAAUUUUAAGGGGGGUUGGUGGUUCCAUGACCCCUGUUAUAGUGGACAUUUACAUGGUCCAUAUAGGACAAAGGAAAAUUCACAGACUUGGGGUGUUAGCUGGGAUCCAUGGAGAAAAUGGAAUGUUUCGUUGAAAUACGCAGCUAUGAUGAUACGGGAUAAAAUGCAAACAGAGCAGGAAAAUCAUCCAACCAAGGCUGUGGACAACAAGAAUGGCAAAGAAGUUCCAGAAAGCCAAUGGACAAAGAUACUACGACGUCAGGAUGGUUCGGUAGAUUUCAAUCGUAAUUGGAUGGAUUACAAACUUGGCUUCGGCAAUCCUGAUGCUGAUUUCUUUAUUGGCCUUGAAAUGCUGCAUCGUUUAACCAGUAACGGCAAACCCAAGGAAUUAUUAAUCGUUUUGGUGGACUAUGAAAAUGAAACUCGAUUUGCCCGCUAUGACAGAUUUCUGGUGAUGCUGGUGAUGGUAUGA
Messenger RNA from Musca vetustissima, 1128 nucleotides. Its product is annotated as angiopoietin-related protein 1-like. The coding region runs from base 1 to 1128 and encodes 375 amino acids. The record is from RefSeq and is a predicted model, not a curated record. NCBI's taxonomy places the organism in Eukaryota, Metazoa, Arthropoda, Insecta, Diptera, Muscidae. The transcript is spliced from 9 exons.